This is a messenger RNA of Anneissia japonica, 381 nucleotides long. RefSeq lists its product as uncharacterized. The record is from RefSeq and is a predicted model, not a curated record. Lineage: Eukaryota; Metazoa; Echinodermata; Crinoidea; Comatulida; Comatulidae. The annotation marks the transcript as partial. The transcript has 3 exons.
UCAAUGUGGCAUCGCCCUCAACUUGAGUCAUUAUCUGCUUCCAAAUUGCUCCACAUGGUGAAUGGAGGAUUCAGUUUGACGACCAAGAUACGAAGCGCUGGGAGUGUUAUGAGAGUAAAGACAUUGAAAACAGUUCAAUAUAAUAUUGGCAACAUCCAUUUGGAAACCCGCGUUUUACCAUCAAUUGAGUUAACAUCAAAACUUACUGUCAAGCACUCAGAAAUAAAAGCUAUGAGCUUAGUUAGCCAACUUCUCUUUACCACUCCAUGUAUGCAGUUUGGCAACAUAUACCACCGAUCAUAUCCAACUAUGAGACCUAAAGGCGACACCAUCCGACCAUUCACUUUGAACAUCUGCUGUGGCAUCAACCAAAAUUUCAAA